Molecule: messenger RNA, 2363 nt
Organism: Nerophis lumbriciformis (worm pipefish)
Lineage: Eukaryota; Metazoa; Chordata; Actinopteri; Syngnathiformes; Syngnathidae
Gene: alkbh7
Product: alkB homolog 7
Biological process (GO): fatty acid metabolic process; DNA damage response
Cellular component (GO): mitochondrial matrix
Source: RefSeq, a predicted model, not a curated record
CACAAUGUAUUGUGUUUUCAAUAUGGCUUCCUACAUAGCUGGUUGAGUUUAGCACGCAAAUAAAUAAAACACUGUUUCAUGUAACUGCUCGAAGGCAGUAUUUCGGACAAGAGAAUGAAACUGUUGCGUGUUACGGCGAAAUACGCCCAUAGUCGUCGUGUUUUAAAAAGUUACGGUCGUUACCUGGGUUCGUCCUGUGUCGACUUGACAGCUCCGGGGGACGCGGCGCUGAUAGUCGGGUCAAGCCGGGAGAUAGUGCGAAGGCUCGGGUCACAGGUGGAGGUGAGGACGGGCUUCAUCACCCAGGAGGAGGAGGACGCUCUUCUGCGGGAACUGGAACCUGGUUUGAAGAAGAAACGCUACGAAUUUAAUCAUUGGGAUGACGCCAUUCAUGGAUACAGAGAAACCGAGCGUGUGACGUGGGGGACAGAAUGUCAGAAUAUCUUGAAUCGGGUCCGGUCUGGCGCGUUUGCGGCUGGUAGCUCUCUCCUCGGACCUGUACACGUCCUCGAUCUGGACAAGACCGGCUACAUCAAACCUCACAUUGACAGUGUCAAAUUCUGUGGCAGCACCAUCACUGGGUUGAGUCUGCUGUCAGAUUGUGUCAUGCGCCUGGUCAAAGGAGACACUCCCAGUGAGUGGCUGGACCUGCUGCUGCCCCGACGCUCCCUCUAUAUUCUCAGGGACCAGGCCAGGUAUGACUUCACUCACGAGAUCCUUAAAGAUGAAGAGUCAGUGUUUAACGGAGAGAAAGUGCCUCGACAGCGCAGAAUUUCUGUUAUUUGUCGAAACCUUCCGGGAUAAAAGCAACAAUAACUCACCUAAAUAAUUUGUUGAAACUGGUGUAUCAGCACUUUUUAUUAAUUUAUGGACAUCUGAGAACAUAGCCAGUUCCAUAUUAUUGAAGGUAUCAGUCAAUAUUUUCAUGAAUCAUGAACAGAUUCCUUUUCAAUUAAUAAAAGGGGUCAUAUUAUGAUUUUUUCUAAAUAUAAAACACUUCCUUGUGGUCUACAUAACAUGUAAUGGUGGUUCUUUGGUCAAAAUGUUGCAUAAAUUAUGUUUUAGAGACCGUUUUCAAGCGGCUUUUUGAUUGUGUCUUCAGGAUGUGUCUUAUUUACGUGCCUCCACUUCGACAGUGUCAUCUCCCCCGCCAUAUAUGUUGUAGUUUUUAGCGAUUCCAUUCAGAGUAAUGACAGAUUAAGCUCAAACAAUAUGCUACUUUGUCUUAGAAUUGGUACGAGCCAGUCUGCCCCACAACUUAGACUUAGACAAACUUUAUUGAUCCACAAGGGAAAUUGUGGAUAGAGGAUAGAGAAAAAUAAGGAACUUAUUGACUACAUUGUCAGACGACAAUGCCAACCUCCGGCUAAGAUCUUCGGUUAAAUCUAUCCCAUGUGUGCAGAUAUCAGCUGAUGUCAAAACUGGAAAAAAAAAAAUCUCACCUAUGCGGGCAGCACAAUUCCCAGGCUCGGGGUCUUUGUGUGGAGUUUGCAUGUUCUCCCCCUGACUGCGUGGGUUCUCUACGGGUACUCCAGCUUCCUCCCACCUCCAAAGACGUCCACCAUCUUUGGCAUACCACUAGUGGUGCACGUACCACAGUUUGAGAAUUUCUGCACUAGAAAAUGCAAUUUCAGUAGAAAUUGCAUGUGAACGCUUAAAAGACGUAACAAAAAUGCUAACAGUUGGCACAUUAGCCAGAUAGCAUCAAGUAACAAAGUAUGACUUCUGUGCCAAUACCUGCAAAAUGAGCAAAACAACAGCUAGCACAAUAAUAAUAGAUUUACUACCGGUACUUAAAGGUUUUGGAAAAAAUGGAUACACUAACUAAAAGUUGAACAUAUUUCACUUUAGAGCAUACUUGCAAAGUUGGUAUGCGUGAAGUAAAUAUUUGAAGUUUAUACCUGCAAAAUUAGCUAAAAAGCUAGAAUAUUAACGUUAACAUGCUAACAGUUAACAUGCAUCAAUUGAUGUAUUUGAUUGAGGCCUAUACCAGCAACAAUUAGUUUAGAAGCUAGCAUGCUAUCUAUACUGAACAAAAUAUUACUGUAUUUUUCGGACUAUAAGUCGCAGUUAUACGACUUUUACUCAGGAGUGACUUAUGUGUGAAAUUAUUAACACAUUACCGUAAAAUAUCAAAUAUUAUUUAGCUCAUUCACGUAAGAGACUAGACGUAUAAGAUGUCAUGGGAUUUAGCGAUUAGGAGUGACAGAUUGUUUGGUAAACGUAUAGCAUGUUCUAUAUGUUUAUAGUUAUUUAAAUGACUCUUACCAUAAUAUGUUACGUUAACAUACCAGGCACGUUCUCAGUUGGUUAUUUAUGCCUCAUAUAACGUACACUUAUUCAGCCUGUUGUUCACUAUUCUU